Molecule: messenger RNA, 897 nt
Organism: Leptopilina heterotoma
Lineage: Eukaryota; Metazoa; Arthropoda; Insecta; Hymenoptera; Figitidae
Exons: 5
Coding region: 84-830 (248 amino acids)
Source: RefSeq, a predicted model, not a curated record
AAUUUUUCAAUAAAUAACAAGUGAUAGAUAUUUAUACACUUAUUUUCAAGUGUAACGUAAAUUUAUUAAGUAAGAAAAUUAGAAUGUUGUUUGAAAAAAAAAUGUAUAACAUUAUUUUUAUUGUGUUCAUUUUCAUUUGUGCUGGGAAUGCGGAGAAAAUAAAUGAAACUGAUGGACUUAUUAAUCUUCUCCGAAGAAUGAAAAGGAAAGUUACUGUCGAGGCAAAUUUUGACAAAUUAAUAGAUGAAAAUUUACCAAAAAUUCGUGGUUCCAUAAUUUCGAGUGGUAUGGAUCCACUAGAAUUGGAUGACACUACAAUUCCAGUAAUAGGUUUGCCAGGAAUUUUUAAAGGAAAAAUUUCUUUAACUGACGGUUGGCUACAACAAUUGUCUCACAUUGAAAGAAUUGGAAAUUCACACCUGACUUAUUCAGACAAAAAACUAACCAUAGAAAUGAAUUUAGGAUGGCAAAAUUUAUCAUUUGAUUAUCGAUAUCUCUUUGAAUAUUUAUUGUACAAAAGAAAAGGAAAUAUUCACGGAGUUGUAACCAAAGCUGAUAUCUACUUUAAAAUCAUGGUUGACUUUGAAACAACAGAAGUUAAAUUAGAAAAAGUGAAAUUCAAAAAUUCUGGCAAGUAUGACUUACAGUUUGAAGGACAUAUUAUAGAUCCAAUUCUCAAUACUGUUGUCAAAGUUGUAUCGAAUUUUUCCAAAGAUUUUAUCACACGGAAAUUGCAGAAAAUUUUCUACUCUAUUGCCGAUUUGGAAAUUAAGGAAAUUAAUAAAAAUUUAAAAGCAAUCCUAGAAGGAUAUCAAAAUAUUUAUUAUUAAUUGUUUACUAUAAUGUAAUAGUUUAAGUAUUAGGUGAAAUAAAGAAUAUUUUUCAAUUUAUGGAAAA